AUGGGGCAGGAGAGCCUGGCAUCCUCGGCACAUCGAUGGAGCUACCUGCUGACUCUGGCUGCCAGUCUUCUGCUCACCUAUGGGCCAGCAUCAACAUUUCAAGAACCACACAGUUCUACUGGAUCUGUGGCUUCAGUGCUCACAGCAACACCCAAGACAAGCACAAGGACAUUGGACACAAGCACAGCAACAUGGACCACUUCGGCUUUACCCUGGAGAAGCAGCGUGCCUUCACACUUGGCCACUCUAAAAGGCGCAAGAAACUCACAGAAAGCAGUGACCAUCAGGGAAGCUGCCAGCUCUGCUCCCCACACAUCUGAAUCAGUUUUAUCUAAAACCACACUGUCCACCUUGAUCCCUGAAACCACAGAGAAGAGCACUGUUUCUGCUUCAAUGAAUACAUCGAACUCUGCAAGGACUGGCACACACAAUGGGGCUGAACUGUCAGACACAGCCAUGACUGUUACUGCAGUAGAAACUAACAUGCCUGAGAUGAGUUCAACCACAGAGCUUACUGAAGUGUCCUUUACAAAUUCUGUCCUUGUAUCCAGAACAGAACCUACUAGCAGCACUUCCUAUUCAAGCCCUCAUCAGCCAAUCAAGCCAGAAGAAACCUCCAGUGAAAUGUCCACUGGCCCCCCAAACUCUAUCACUAGCACAGAGAUUACCACUAGUCAGACAGGACAUUUUGUGGUGACCCCAAACAUGGUCUCCCAAGGCACACUAGAAACUUCCUCGGUGGCUAGAAUGCUUUCUAAUGUCUCUCAGAGUUAUCCAUUGUUAGUGACAUCCACUAUUCUCAGCACAAGUUAUGUUGCCCCAACCAAGACAAAAUCCUCAUCAUUGGAAGGAAUCAACUCUGAACUUCCCUGGGGAACUACAGUCAGAACAAACUCUUCAUCACCAGUUAAUUCCACAUCACAAAGGCAUAGUAACUCUCUGCCCAUUACCCAUAAUAGUACCAGGCAAGGUUGGAACACAGCUUGGAUACAAUCUAGCACACUUGAAAACAUGGAUUUAACCACAAAGUAUGGUCCUAACCAUACUGAAUUGCCCAUAAACAUUUCUCUUCUUAAAUCCUGGACAACGGACAUGUCUACUAGGAACACAUCCCUUACAAAGCUACAUGAAUCAACAUCAGAAGAAACAUCCAGAGGAAUCACCAUGAGAACCCCUGGUUCAAGCAUCAAUCCAAAAUCACAAGGGUUAACAAACAGUCACAUUGGACAUUCUGUGGUGACAUCAAACAGGGUAACUUCUGAAAACAUACCAACCUCUGCCUCAAUCAAGGACACUAAAUCCAGUGGAGUACAUACAUUUCCACAUUCAGAAGCCAUGGCUCCUGCUUCAGAAAUAUUAACACCCAUUUCUUGGGAAGUAUCAAUGUCUGCAGAUUCCAUAACAAUGCCACAUGAGUCACAUUCACCUUCUUCUAUUUCUUCCAUGAUAGACAGAUACAACAGAUUAUCUACUAAUUCUCUGGAUUCUAUCAUCACAAUUUCUAAGGCCCUAGUCCCAACAGACUUGUCCACAAGCUCAAGACCUGUUGUUGACUCAAUUGUAAGCUUAAAUAGCAGUCCUCAGAAAAAUCUCAUCAUUCCACAAGCAUCUAGUAUCUCACAGAUGACCACGGCUUCCUCCAUCACAAAAGGAAACCAUGUGGAAGAUGGGAGUUCAACACCCCAACUCAAACACACUAUUACAACCACACCAGUCUCCUCUGAAAAUGAAUAUUUCACAAUAAUUUCAACCAACUCAGGAGGUACCACACUUUCAUCUUCACAAUCAAUCUCAUUUGCAACUGCAGAAAUUAGAAAACAGACAGCUUCCACCUUGAACACAUCAUGGAAAAAUAACAGUAAACCUGAAGUAGCACAUGCAACAAAAGGAAUGAAUACUAGCCAGACUGAUGUGUCCAUCAUCCCUUCUCUUGAAGUGUCUCAGAAAGCAGCCAUGUUUGAGCACAGCACAUCCCUCUCAAUACCACAUCAGUCAACAACAGAAGACACUUCCAUUGGAAUCUUCACCAGGCUCCUCAGAUCUACAACCACCCCAGAAUCAGAAGAGACAGCAGCCAGCCACAGGGGACAUUCUGUGGUGACAUCAAACAUGGUGACUUCCCAAGACACAUCAACCACUGCUUCAAACACAGAGACCCAGCACAGUGUGACACAAGCAUCUUUACUUUCAGAAUCUGUGGGUCAUUCUAUCAAUUCACCAUCCCCAUCUUGGACUCAUUCAACUUGGGAAGGGUCCAUGUCUGCAAGUUCAACAAGACCUACACCUGAUACACCCUCACAUUCUCCAGUUCCUGCCGAUGCAGAGAGAUACAGCACCAGCUCUCCCAUUUCUGUCACCUCUAUCUUCACAGUUGCUAAGGACCCAAUCCCUUCCAGACUGUUUACAACCUCAGGAUCAGUGACUCAUUCAACACCAAGCUACAACAGUGCUCAACUGUCCACAAUCUCACAGAAAACCUCUGUUUCCUCACUCACACCAGAGAACAGCAUGGAAGAUGGAACUUACACACCCCAUACCAAAGACACAACCACAUCUAUAUCAGCCUCACCAGAAAAGAAAUCUUUCACAACCUUUAUGCCCAUCAUGGAACAUACUAGACCUUCACCUUCACAGCCAGUCUCAUCUGAAAGCACAGAGACUGAGACAGGCACAGCUUCCUCCCUGAAGACAGCAGGGGCAGAUUUCAGUACACCUGAAGACAUAAAUUCAACCACAGAAUACAGUCCUAGCCAGAGUGGACUGCCCACGAGCCCUUCCCUUUUUGAGUCUAGGACAGGAGCCAUGUCUAAUGACAGUACAUCGCUUUUAACCCCUCAUCAGUCAACAUCAGAAGAUACUUCCACUGUAAUCUCCACCAGUCUCCCUACCUCAGCCAUCAGUACAGAAUCAGAAGAGAUGACAAGCAGACCCAUGGGACACUCUCUAGUUAUGACAGACAUUUUUACUUACCCAGACAUAUCCAGCACUACCUCAGUCAAGGACACCCACUCCAGUGGAAUGCAUACAUACCCACAUUCAGAAUCCACAGCUCCUUUCAACACUCCUGCUUCAGCAUCAUGGACACUUACUUCUGGGGAAGGGUCUAGGUCUACAGAUUCCACAGCAACAGCAGGGUUACUUUCAGUGACCUCUGGUGCUUCCUUGCCAGACAGACACAGGAGUCACUCUCCUGAUUCUGUGACCUCUGUUUUCACAGUUACCAAGGAUCUAUUCUCAACAGAUUCACAUACAAGUUCAGAUCCUGUGACUACUUACAUUCCAAGCUGGAGCACCAUUUCUCAGCAAAACUCAAACACUGCACAUACUUCCCAAACCUCAAAGAUGAAUAAAUUUUCCUCAGUCACACCAGGGUCCAACAUGAAAGCCAGCAGUUCUGUACCCCAAUUACAAUACACCAUCACACCUACAUCAGUGUCAUCUGAAAAUAAAGCUUUCCCGACUACCCUUCCCAUCACCCAAAUAUCUACUCUUUCACAUACACAGCCAACAUCAUUUGAACUUGAAAAGACUGGGACAGAGACAUUUAGCCCCCUGACAACACUGACACAAGCUACAAUACCUGAGAAGCUGCAUUUGAGCACAGAUACCAUUAGUAGCCAUUCUGAAGUGCCUUACAGUUCCCCUCUUCCUGCAUUCAGAACAGUAUCCAUGUCUCCCGAUAACACAAUAUUUCCAAUGCUUCAGCAGUUUACUUCAGAAGAUACCAAGUUUACAGCAGAAGAUAUGUCUAGUGGAGUUGUCACCAAACUUUAUGGCUCCAACAUCACAGAAUCAGAAGAAAUACGUACCAGCCAGAUUGGGGAUUCUGAAGUGACAUCGAACAUGGCCCUCUCCCUGGAAACAUCACCUGUGUCUUCAGUGUCCCACAAUCUCACUAGUUUCACUCCAGUUCCCCUAGUCACAGAAACAUCCACAUUUGUAAGCCAAAGUUAUGGAGUCCCAUCAAUUACAACUUUUCCAACUCUGAAAGGAAGCCAGCCUGCCAAUUCUCCAGGAUAUCUUGAUGGCUCUACCUUAACUUCUCCUGGUACUUCCACAGUAGAACACAGCACCACAUCUCCUAGUUCUGUGGUCUCUGCCUUCACCUCUUCUAGGGAGGUAAUCACAACUGGGUUGGAUAUUCAUGAUUUGUCUACUUCACUUCCAAAUUGGAGCAGUAGUACACAUUCAAGCCAAGAGACUUCACAGGUCACCAAAUUCUCACAGACAAGCUCUGCUUCCUCGCUUAAAGCAGAGACAAUAAUGGAAACCAGCAGUUCCAUACCCCAAUCCAAAUUCUCCAUUUCAGAGUCCACUACAGCUGGCAGAGUCUCCACAAAAAGCCCUCUUUAUUUCUCAGCAUCUGAAGAUAUCACCACUGGAAGCAUUCCCAGCCGCAUUACCUACCCUAGCACAAAAGAACACAUAGAGUUAACCUCUGUCUUUGAGUCAGGUAAUUCUAGGUCUUUAUUAUAUGAUACCCCAUCCAGGGACACUGCAACCCCUGUUUCUAUGGCAGAGUUUUCUUCACCUGAGCCUCAAACAUCUCCACAUUUAGCAUUGAAGUCUCAAUCCAGUAGUUCUGAGGAACAGUCACAUGUAAGUUCUUUACCCAAGGAAAAACACACUUCUUCAGAUUCAACAUCAACUGUGAUUGAGAAAACCACACCUUCACCUGUUAUUUCUACAUCACAAGUACAAAAUGUCUCUUCCCUUGAUUUUGUGACUGUGCUUGUAACUUCUGUUCAAGAGACAACCUCAAUUGGAAAAGACAAAAGUGUAGCUUCUGGGAGUACCUCAAUCCAAGGCCUGGAUACCACAGAGAUUUCAACCCUAGGUCCUUCAAAUAACAUAAGGAACUUGAAGACAAGUCACAGUUUCUCUAAAAACCCAACAACUACAGUAAAAACCAGUAGUCCAGAAGUGCAUUCCCAAGCCACUGUUCUAGUUAAUUCAAUUCCAUCAAGAAUAACAACUGCAAUUAUGAACUCACAAAGCAAUUGGGACACAACACUUUCUACAUCAAUGCCCAUAUCUAAACCUGCUCAUACAAAAACUCAGAAAGAUUUCCCCCUAACUUCAGUAAAACAGAAAAUGACCAUGCCUGAAGAUACUAACUUGAUGACAAAAUCCAGUUCUGAUCAUUUCACAGUACUCACUAGGACUUCCACUGGGUUUUCAAGAACAGAAGCUAACUCAACUGAGAGACAAUCUAUUUCAGGCUCUGGAUCCUUCACAGAGACAACAGACAUCUCAACGGGAAGUACUUCCAGUAUCUCUACACUUUCCUUCCCAGAUAUUGGUAUCAGUCAAGUAAUUAAUGCUGCAGAAUCAUCCAAAAUUACCACUCUUUGGAAUACAUCAGGUACCACUGCUAAUAUUGGGGCCCUCUCUUCAGCAACUCAGACAUUUCUACACCCAGACUCCAUGUCUCAUCUCAGCAGUUCUGAGUCACUGUCAUGGACAGGUACUCCAUCCCAUGAAGCAACUCCCUCUGUGAAUUCUGCAGAAAUACCUGGGACAACAUCAUCUUUUCCUGCUACUUCCACAUCAGAAGGACAAAGUCUCUCCUCUCCUGCUUCUAUGGCCCCCACAUUCUCUUUUGGGCAAACAACUAUAAAGGAGUUGGACACAAACUUAGCUUCUUUUACAACUUUAUUUCCAAGUUGGAGAAACAGUGAGUUAGCCACUUCAGAGGACACCAGAACCUCUCAAACAUCUCACUCUUUCACCAGAACUGAAGUAUCCAGUGUGGGCAUAACCACUCCUGGACCCCAGUUCCAAAACACUGUAUCAUUUGAUGCUGCUUCACCAGAUGGUACUGCUUCUUCAUUGUUGACAUUACCAACAAAGACAUUACCUUCUUCUGCUUUCUAUCUAUCAUCAACUAGUUCAAACCCCACUUCUUUUCCUGAGACUUCAUUCCCCACCUUUGAGUCUUUUAAGACAACAGAUACAUUGAGCAGAAGCUUGGAAACUGGAACAAGUUCACCUCCUAAUUUGAGCAGCACUUCACAUGAAAUAUUGGGCUUAUCUGAUGUGACUACUGAUACAGAAAAUUUUCAUACUUCCUCAGAAUUCAAAGUAACAAACACAAAGACCAUCAGUAUGGGACAUGAGCUAAGUUCCUCUGUACCAAUACCCCCUGAAUCAUUCAGGGACACCUAUACAAUGGGUACUUCUUCCUCCAUAUGGGUGACUUCUAUGUCCACACCAUUGCCUGCCUAUUUAGAGACUACAAGAUCUGAUACUGAGCAAUUUUCCCAUUCAACUUCUGGACUGAGGGACACUAGCAUGUCCCUACAAACAAAGAUACCUUCAGCUCCUGCAUCCACUCUCAUUUUGCCAAUUUCUGAGAGUGCUGUCAUCACUCCUGCUAUGACCAUAUCAACUCCACAUCAGACUCCAUCUUCACAGUUUACUGAAGCUCUGGUAGAAACGGUCACUACCUUAAAUCCUUCUUCAUCUAUUGUAGAGUCUACUGGGGUAACAUCCUCCCCAGAAUCCAAUUUUACUAUGCCUUCAUUGGAAAGUACUCAUGUUCCAAGAACUGAUAUGUUACCUUCAGACGAGACCACUUUUAUUGAAACAACAACCCUUUCUCCAACAGAAGAGAUGGCUUCACUUGCCACAACUAGGAUUCCAAAAGGCAGCUCAGCUGUGACUUCUAGCAGUCCUCUUUCUAUUACAAAAUCAAGUCAUGGAGAUGUUUUGAUUUCCACCAUUGUAGAAAAGCUACCUUCUUCAGCUUCUACACCACUGCCUUUUCCUGCUUCCACUGGCACUGACUUUACAAGCAGCCCAGCCCUCCACAGGAUUACUCCUACAGAAACAGAAAACAACACUCAGUCCCACACAGAGAUACCUGAUGGAGCUGCCCAUGGAGACACUGCUGGCCUAGGAAAUGGCCCUCUGGCUUCUACAUCACCUGCUAGCCCUAAAGAGCUAACCACAAAAGGGACAGUAAAAGUGGAGACCACUGCCGCAUCUCUGAAGGCUACUUCCAUUGCCACUUCAACCACCAAAAUCCCUACUACAACUUCAAGACCCUUGAGUCACCUCAAGACACCAGAAAAAAUAGGCAACAUAAACACAACAGAGAUGAUUAUCAUAGCCUCAGAUACUUCCCAUGAUGUCCUAGGGACAGCGGCAUCAUUUCCUACAGGCUCUGGAGAAAACACUAGCAUGGUCCUCAGGACAAGACCAUCAUCUUACAGUAAAGAACCAGAGAGCACAGCCCUAUUGAUCCCCAGUCUUAGGACAGAGACCAGCCCAGAUGUUCAUACUUUGAACAUCUCCUCUGGUGAGUCUGAUACAGUCUCAUGGGUCACCCAUCCUUUAGAGAUUACUUCACCUGUUGCCAAGAUAACCAUGAAUAUUUCUCAAGGUGAAUCUGAUUCCAUUGUGUCCACAGCCACCACUCCCAGAGGAGAAGUCACUUCAACUUUUCCAACAUUAACUGCUUUAUCUACUAUACCAGAUUUGGCAACCUAUGAACAGGAAGCCAGAUCAUCUGCUCCAACUAUAGAUAUCUCAUCUAGCAUUCCAGAUUCGAUAACCUCAGAAGGCCACACUUCUGGGGAAGGUACAAGAACAUCCAAACCAAUUCUGACGCCUCAACCUUCUGAGCCACAUACCAAAAUUUCUCUGAUCUCUCAUUCUGGGGGAAAAACUAGCUCACCCAUGUUUACUGUUGCUGUCUCUCCAGGUGUCUUUACCUCUGAGACAGGAAUCCAUACCAGAAAUUGGACUAUUUCCCCAGGUCAACCAAAGACCACAACCUCAUGGACCAUGAAUCCUGGAAUAGAAGUGAAUUCAAGGAUGCUAACUACAACAAUCUCACCUAGUGUUCUAGACAUGGUGACCUCAAAAUCUGUGAACCAAAUGCCUAAAUUACAGACCACAAUUUCAUUGUUAACCGAUGCUGGAGAAGAGCUCAGUUCGGCCAUGUCUACUCUGACUGUCUCUCCAGGUAUAACAGGUGACCCAUCACUGCUCAAUAACUUAAGUACAGAAAACCAUGCAACAACUUCAACUCUAACUUCUUCCCCAAGACUACGAGAGACAACAACAUCUUGGAUCAACAACCCUGAAAAAGAAGCAGCCAUUUCAGGGAUUCAAACUACAAACUCAAUAUCUAGUGUUACAGACAUGAUGACCUCAACAAUCCUGAACCACACUCCUGCUGAACCACAGAAGACAGCAUCAUUGGCCACUCAUGCUGGGAGACAACACAGUUCAGCCAUGAAUAGCAUGGCAGUCUCACAGGGUAUAACAGAAGUGAUAUCGUGGGUCAAGAGCUUGGGCACAGAAAGCCACAGAGUGACUUCAAAUACAGCUUUAUCCCCCAUACAACCAGAGGUUAUAACACCAGGAGUAACCCAUCCUGGAAGAGAAGGUACUUCAGGGGUUCUAUCUACAACCAUUGAACCUAGUGUGCCAGAAAUGAUGACCUCACCAACUCUUAUUCCUCCUGAUCCAUAUACUAGAGUUACAUUGGUCACCAACAUUGUGGAACAGUCCAAUUCAGCCAUGUCUACAAGGCCUGAUCUUCCACAUACAACAGACACGAUACCAUUAUUUGUCACUACCUCAGGCACAGAAAGCCAUUCAGUGAUUUCAACUUUAGCUGUUUCCCAAGAUCAACCAGAGACCACAGUCCAAUGGGUUACACACCCGGGAAAGGAAGAUACUUCAGGGGUUCUAAGAGCAAUGACCUUACCUACUGUUCCAGGCAUGAUGAGCUCAACAAUUCUGUCCCAGACUCCUUCUGAAGCACAGACAAGAACAUCAUUGGUCACACAUCCUGGUGGACACCUCAAUUCAUCCAUGUCUACUCAGGCUGUCUCUUCAGGGGUAACAGAAAUGAUGACAUCACAGGUCACUACUUCUGGGACAGAGGCACAUGGAACCAGUCCAUCUCUCAUUGUUUCCCCAGGUCAAACAGAGUCCACAGCCUCAUGGACAACACAUGCAGAAAGAGAAGACACUUCAGGUGUUUUACCUACCUCCAUUUCAACUGGUGUUCCAGAUCUUGUUACUUCCACAAUUCCUAUUCCGUCUGAAUCACAUUCCACAGUUUCAUUUGUCACCCACAUUGGUGAACUGCCCAAUUCGGCCAUGUCUGCUGAGACUGUCCUUUCAGGAGUAACUGGAAUGAUACCAUCACUGGCCACUAGCUCUGGCACAAAAAACUAUUCAACAGCUACAACUCUGGCAGUAUCCACAGAUCAACCAGGGACCACAGCCCCAUGGGUCACCCAGUCUGGAAAAGAAGGCACUUCAGAGGAUCUAUCUACAACUGUCUCACCUAGUGUUCUAGACAUGAUGACCUCAACAACAGUGAUCCACACUCCGUCUGAACCACAAACCAUAACAUUGAUCACCCAUGCUGGAGGACACCCCAGUUCAUCCAUGUCUACUCAGGCUGUCUCUUCAGGUGUAACAGAAAUGCCACCAUCACUAGUCACUAGCUUGGGAACAGGAAGCUAUGUAAUUACCUCAACUCUGGAUGUUUCCAAAGAUCAGCCAGAGACAACAGCCCUGUUGAUCACCCAUCCUGAAAGAGAUGCAACAUCACGGGUUCCACCUACAACAAUUUCAACUAGUGUUCCAGAAAUGAUGCCUACAACUACUCUUAUUCCUUCUGAACCAUAUAACACCAUGUCAUUCAUCACUCACAAUGAGGAACAGCCCAGUUCGAUAUUGUCUACAAGUCCUGGCUCUGUGGGUAUUACAGACGUGAUACCAUCACUGGGCAUUAGCUUAAGCACAGAGAGCCAUUCCAUGACUUCAACUCUGGGUGCAUCUACAGAUCAACUAGGAACCACAGUCCCAUUGGACAUGCAUCCUGGAGAAGAAGGUUCCUCAGGUGAUCUAUCUAUGACAAUUUCAACUAGUAUUCCAGGCAUGAUGACCUCAACAAUUCUGACCCAGACUCCUUCUGAAGCACAGACAAUAACAUCAUUGGUCAAUCAUGCUAGUGGACACCUCAGUUCAUCCAUGUCCACUCAGGCUUUCUCUUCAGGUGUAACAGAAAUGAUGACAUCACCAGCCACUACUCCUUGGAAAGAGACACAUGAAACCAGUCCAGCUCUACUUGUAUCCUCAGGACAAACAGAAACCACAGCCUCAAGGGUGACUUCUGCUAAAUGGGAAGAUACUUCAGGUGUUCUAACUACUACUAUUUCACCUAGUGUUUCAGACCUUGUUAUUUCCACAACUCUUAUUCCUACUGAACCACAUUCUACAGUUUCAUUUCUCACCCAUAUUGGUGAACAGCCCAGUUCAGCCAUGUCUACUCUGGCUGCCUCUCCAGGUAUAACAGAAAUGAUAACAUCACUGGCCACUAGCUCUGGCAAAAAAAGCAAUUCAACAGCUACAACUCUGGCACUGUCCACAGGUCAAACAGGGACCACAGGGUCAUGGGUCACCCAUUCUGAAAAGGCAGAAACUUCAGAUGUUAUAACUAUAACCCUCUCACCUAGUGCUCCAGAGAAUAUAACCUCAACAAUUCUGACCCACACUCCUUCUGAAACACAGACCACAAUAUCAGUGGUUACCCAUGCUGAGGCACAACCCAGUUUAUCCAUGACUACUCAUGCUGUCUCUUCAGGAAUAACAGAAAUGAUGACAUCACAGGCCACUACUUCUGGGACAGAGGCACAUGGAACCAAUCCAUCUCUCGUUGUUUCCCCGGGUCAAACAGAGUCUACAGCCUCAUGGACAACACAUGCAGUAAGAGAAGACAUAUCAGGUGUUCUACCUAACUCCAUUUCAACUGGUGUUCAAGAUCUUGUUACUUCCACAAUUCCUACUCCUUCUGAACCACAUUCUACAGUUUCAUUUGUCACCCAUAUUGGUGAACAGCCCAGUUCAGCCAUGUCUACUCUGGCUGCCUCUCCAGGUAUAACAGAAAUGAUAACAUCACUGGCCACUAGCUCUGACACAAAAAGCAAUUCAACAGCUACAACUCUGGCACUGUCCACAGGUCAAACAGGGACCACAGGGUCAUGGGUCACCCAUUCUGAACAGGCAGAAACUUCAGAUGUUAUAACUACAACCCUCUCUCCUAGUGCUCCAGAGAAUAUAACCUCAACAAUUCUGACCCACACUCCUUCUGAAACACAGACCACAAUAUCAGUGGUUACCCAUGCUGAGGCACAACCCAGUUUAUCCAUGACUACUCAUGCUGUCUCUUCAGGAAUAACAGAAAUGAUGACAUCACAGGCCACUACUUCUGGGACAGAGGCACAUGGAACCAAUCCAUCUCUCGUUGUCCCAGGUCAAACAGAGUCUACAGCCUCAUGGACAACACAUGCAGUAAGAGAAGACACUUCAGGUGUUCUACCUAACUCCAUUUCAACUGGUGUUCAAGAUCUUGUUACUUCCACAAUUCCUACUUUUGAAUCACAUUCCACAGUUUCAUUUGUCACCCACAUUGGUGAACAGCCCAAUUCGGCCACGUAUACUGAGGCUGUCUCUUCAGGUGUAACUGGAAUGAUACCAUCACUGGCCACUAGCUCUGGCACAAAAAACUAUUCAACAGCUACAACUCUGGCAGUGUCCACAAAUCAACCAGGGACCACAGCCCCAUGGGUCACCCAGUCUGGAAAAGAAGGCACUUCAGAGGAUCUAUCUACAACUGUCUCACCUAGUGUUCCAGACAUGAUGACAUCAACAACUGUCGUCCACACUCCUUCUGAAUCACAAACCUUAACAUUGGUCUCCCAUGCUGGAGGAUACCCCAGUUUAUCCAUGUCUACUCAGGCUGUCUCUUCAGGUGUAACAGAAAUGCCAUCAUCACCAGUAACUAGCUUGGUCACAGGAAGCUAUGUAAUUACUUCAACUCUGGAUGUUUCCAAAGGUCAGCAUGAGACUACAGCCCCAUUGGUCACCCAUCCUGAAAGAGAAGACAUCAGUUGUCUAUCUUCAACCAUCUCACCUAGUAUACCAGAAAUGAUGACAUCACCUAGUCUUAUUUCUGCUGAACAACACAGCACAGUGUUAUUGGUCACCCAUGUUGAGGAACAGCCCAGUUCAGCCAUGUCUAUAAGCCCUGUCUCUCCAGGUGUAACAGAAAGGAUACCAUUACUUGUUACUACCUCUAACACAGAAGGUCAUUCACUGCCUUCAACUCCAUCUCUUUCCCCAGAUCAACCUGCAGCCACAGGUUCAUGGGUCACCCAACCUUGGAAUGAAGGCACUUCAGAGAUUCUAAGCACAACUAUCUCAAAUACUGUUCCAGAUAUAACCACCUCAACAAUUCUGACCCAGACUCCUUCUGAAGCACAGACAAUAACAUCAUUGGUCACUCAUCCUGGUAGACACCACAGUUCAUCCAUGUCUACUCAGGCUGUCUCUUCAGGGGUAACAGAAAUGAUGACAUCACAAGCCACUACUUCUGGGACAGAGGCACAUGGAACCAGUCCAUCUCUCAUUGUUUCCCCGGGUCAAACAGAGUCCACAGCCUCAUGGACAACACAUGCAGAAAGAGAAGACACGUCACGUGUUAUCCCUAACUCCAUUUCAACUGGUGUUCCAGAUCUUGUUACUUCCACAACUCCUACUCCUUCUGAAUCACAUUCCACAGUUUCAUUUGUCACCCACAUUGAUGAACAGCCCAAUUCAGCCAUGUCUACUGAGGCUGUCUCUUCAGGUGUACCAGAUAUGAUACCAUCAUUGGCCACUAGCUCUGGCACAAAAAACUAUUCAACAGCUACAACUCUGGCAGUGUCCACAGAUCAACCAGGGACCACAGCCCCAUGGGUCACCCAUUCUGUAAAGGCAGACACUUCAGAUGUUAUAACUACAACCCUCUUAUCUAGUGCUCCAGAGAAUAUAACCUCAACAAGUCUGACCCACAAUCCUCCUGAAACACAGACAACAAUAUCAGUGGUUACCCAUGCUGAGGCACAACCCAGUUUAUUCAUGUCUACUGAGGCUUUCUCUUCAGAUAUAACAGAAAUGAUACCAUCAGUGGUCCCUAGCUCUGACACAGAAAACUAUUUAACAACUACAUCUCUUAAAGUUUCCACAGAUCAACCAGGCACUACAGCCCCAUGGGUCACCCAUCCUGGAAAGGAAGAUACUUUAGAGAUUCUAUCUACAACUCUCUCACCUAGUGUUCCAGACAUGAUGACCUCAACAACUAUGAUCCAUGCUCCUUCUGAACCACAGACCAUAACUUCAUUAGUCACACAUCAUGGUGGGCACUUCAGUUCAUCCAUGUCUACUCAGGCUGUCUCCUCAGGUGUAACAGAAAUGCCACCAUCACUAGUCACUAGCUUGGGCACAGAAAAGUAUGUAAUGACUACAACUCUUGCUGUUUCCAAAGAUCAGCCUGAGAUAACAGCUCCAUUGGUCACCCAUCCUGAAAGAGACACAACAUCAGGGGUUCCACCUACAACAAUUUCAACUAGUGUUCCAGAAAUGAUGUCCACAACUACUCUUAUUCAUUCUGAACCAUAUAACACCAUGUCAUUCAUCACUCACAAUGAAGAACAGCCCAGUUCGAUAUUGUCUACAAGUCCUGGCUCUGUGGGUAUUACAGACGUGAUACCAUCACUGGGCAUUAGCUUAAGCACAGAGAGCCAUUCCAUGACUUCAACUCUGGGUGCAUCUACAGAUCAACUAGGGACCACAGCCCCAUUGGACAUGCAUCCUGGAGAAGAAGGUUCCUCGGGUGAUCUAUCUAUAACCAUUUCAACUAGUAUUCCAGGCAUGAUGACCUCAACAAUUCUGACCCAGACUCCUUCUGAAGCACAGACAAUAACAUCAUUGGUCAAUUAUGCUAGUGGACACCUCAGUUCAUCCAUGUCCACUCAGGCUUUCUCUUCAGGUGUAACAGAAAUGAUGACAUCACCAGCCACUACUCCUUGGACAGAGACACAUGAAAACAGUCCUGCUCUACUUGUAUCCUCAGGACAAACAGAAACCACAGCCUCAAGGGUGACUUCUGCUAAAUGGGAAGAUACUUCAGAUGUUCUAACUACUACCAUUUCACCUAGUGUUCCAGACCUUGUUAUUUCCACAAUUCCUACUCCUUCUGAACCACAUUCUACAGUUUCAUUUGUCACCCAUAUUGGAAAACAGCCCAGUUCAGCCAUGUCUACUCUGGCUGCCUCUCCAGGUAUAACAGAAAUGAUAACAUCACUGGCCACUAGCUCUGGCACAAAAACCAAUUCAAUAGCUACAACCCUGGCAGUGUCCACAGGUCAAACAGGGACCAUAGGUUCAUGGGUCACCCAUCCUGUAAAGGCAGAAACUUCAGGUGUUAUAACUACAACCCUCUCUCCUAGUGCUCCAGAGAAUAUAACCUCAACAAUUCUGACCCACACUCCUUCUGAAACACAGACCACAAUAUCAGUGGUUACCCAUGCUGAGGCACAACCCAGUUUAUCCAUGUCUACUCAGGCUGUCUCUUCAGGGGUAACAGAAAUGAUGACAUCACAGGCCACUACUUCUGGGACAGAGGCACAUGGAACCAAUCCAUCUCUCGUUGUUUCCCCGGGUCAAACAGAGUCUACAGCCUCAUGGACAACACAUGCAGAAAGAGAAGACAUAUCAGGUGUUCUACCUAACUCCAUUUCAACUGGUGUUCAAGAUCUUGUUACUUCCACAAUUCCUACUCCUUUUGAAUCACAUUCCACAGUUUCAUUUGUCACCCACAUUGGUGAACAGCCCAAUUCGGCCACGUAUACUGAGGCUGUCUCUUCAGGUGUAACUGGAAUGAUACCAUCACUGGCCACUAGCUCUGGCACAAAAAACUAUUCAACAGCUACAACUCUGGCAGUGUCUACAAAUCAACCAGGGACCACAACCCCAUGGGUCACCCAGUCUGGAAAAGAAGGCACUUCAGAGGAUCUAUCUACAACUGUCUCACCUAGUGUUCCAGACAUGAUGACAUCAACAACUGUGGUCCACACUCCUUCUGAAUCACAAACCUUAACAUUGGUCUCCCAUGCUGGAGGACACCCCAGUUUAUCCAUGUCUACUCAGGCUGUCUCUUCAGGUGUAACAGAAAUGCCAUCAUCACCAGUAACUAGCUUGGGCACAGGAAGCUAUGUAAUUACUUCAACUCUGGAUGUUUCCAAAGGUCAGCAUGAGACUACAGCCCCAUUGGUCACCCAUCCUGAAAGAGAAGCCACAUCAGUUGUCCUAUCUUCAACCAUCUCACCUAGUAUACCAGAAAUGAUGACAUCACCUAGUCUUAUUUCUGCUGAACAACACAGCACAGUGUUAUUGGUCACCCAUGUUGAGGAACAGCCCAGUUCAGCCAUGUCUAUAAGCCCUGUCUCUCCAGGUGUAACAGAAAGGAUACCAUUACUUGUUACUACCUCUAACACAGAAGGUCAUUCACUGCCUUCAACUCCAUCUCUUUCCCCAGAUCAACCUGCAGCCACAGGUUCAUGGGUCACCCAACCUUGGAAUGAAGGCACUUCAGAGAUUCUAAGCACAACUAUCUCAAAUACUGUUCCAGAUAUAACCACCUCAACAAUUCUGACCCAGACUCCUUCUGAAGCACAGACAAUAACAUCAUUGGUCACUCAUCCUGGUAGACACCACAGUUCAUCCGUGUCUACUCAGGCUGUCUCUUCAGGGGUAACAGAAAUGAUGACAUCACAAGCCACUACUUCUGGGACAGAGGCACAUGGAACCAGUCCAUCUCUUGUUGUUUCCCUGGGUCAAACAGAGUCCACAGCCUCAUGGACAACACAUGCAGAAAGAGAAGACACGUCACGUGUUAUCCCUAACUCCAUUUCAACUGGUGUUCCAGAUCUUGUUACUUCCACAACUCCUACUCCUUCUGAAUCACAUUCCACAGUUUCAUUUGUCACCCACAUUGAUAAACACCCCAAUUCAGCCAUGUCUACUGAGGCUGUCUCUUCAGGUGUACCAGAAAUGAUACCAUCAUUGGCCACUAGCUCUAGCACAAAAAACUAUUCAACAGCUACAACUCUGGCAGUGUCCACAGAUCAACCAGUGACCACAGCCCCAUGGGUCACCCAUUCUGUAAAGGCAGACACUUCAGAUGUUAUAACUACAACCCUCUCAUCUAGUGCUCCAGAGAAUAUAACCUCAACAAUUCUGACCCACACUCUUUCUGAAACACAGACCACAAUAUCAGCGGUCACCCAUGCUGAGGCACAACCCAGUUUAUUCAUGUCUACUGAGGCUUUCUCUUCAGGUAUAACAGAAAUGAUACCAUCAGUGGUCCCUAGCUCUGACACAGAAAACUAUUUAACAACUACAACUCUUGAAGUUUCCACAGAUCAACCAGGCACUACAGCCCCAUGGGUCACCCAUCCUGGAAAGGAAGAUACUUUAGAGAUUCUAUCUACAACUCUCUCACCUAGUGUUCCAGACAUGAUGACCUCAACAACUAUGAUCCAUGCUCCUUCUGAACCACAAACCAUAACAUCAUUAGUCACACAUCUUGGUGGGCACUUCAGUUCAUCCAUGUCUACUCAGGCUGUCUCUUCAGGUAUUCCACAAACUCCACCAUCACUAGUCACUAGCUUGGGCACAGAAAGCUAUGCAAUGAGUACAACUCUGGCUGUUUCGCCAGGUCAAACAGAGACCACAAACCAAUGGCUCACUCAUCCUGGAAGAGAAGGCACUUCAGAGGUUCUAUUUACAACUAUCUUACCUACUGUACCAGAAAUGAAGACUUCACCAACUCUUAUUCCUUCUGAACCACAUACCACUAUUUCAUUGGUCACCAACACUGGGGAACAGCCCAGUUCAGCCAUGUCUACAAGGCCUGUCUCUUCAGGUAUAACAGAAAGAAUACCAUCACUAGUCACUAGUUCUGGCACAGAAAUCCAUCCAGUGACUUCAACUCUGGCUGUUUCCCCAGGUCAAACAGAGUCCACAGCCCCAUGGGUUACCCAUCCUGAAAAAGAAAACACUUCAGGAGUUCUAACGUCAACCAUCUCACAAAGUGUUCCCGACAUGAUGGCCUCAACAUCUCUGAACCACAUUACUUCUGAACCACAGACCAUAACAUUGGUCACCCAUGCUCGGGGACAUACCAGUUUAUCCAUGUCUACUCAGGCUGUCUCUCCCCAUGUAACAGAAAUGAUACCACCACUAGUCACUAGCACUGGCAUGCCAGAAAUGACCUCACGAAAUCAUAUUUCUUCUGAAGCACAUGCCACAAUUUCUUUUGUCACCCAUGUUGAGGGACAGCCCAGUUCAGCUCUAUCUACAAGGCCUGUGUCUCCGCAUAUAACAGAAACAAUACCAUCACUAGUCACUAGCUCUCACCUAGAAAGGGAUUCAGUGUCUUCCACUCCAACUGCUUCUUCAGGUCAACCAGAGACCACAGCCUCUUGGGUCACCCAUUCUGUAACUGAAGCUACUUUGAGUAGUCUAAGGACAUCUGCCUCUCCUAGUGUUACAGACAUGAUGUCCUCACCAACUCUUUUUUCUUCUGAACCACAUACCAUGAUAUCCUUGGUCUCCCAUGUUGAUGAACAGCCCAGUUCAGCCAUGUCUACAAGCCCUGUCUCUCCAGGUAUAACAGAAAUGAUGACAUCACCAGUCACUACUUCUGAGACAGAGACACAUACAACUACUCCAACUCUGACUGUUUCCUCAAGUCAAACAGGGACCACAGCCUCCUGGGUCACCCAUCCUGGAAAAGAAGCAACUUCAAUUUCUACUUUGUCUGCUUCACCCAGUGAGCCAAAAAGAACUGAAACAUGGCUCAUUACUUCUGCCAAGCCUAGCACACCACUCUCCACAACACCUCCCACAUUUUCUUAUAGUGGAUCAAACAUCACUUCCUCAGCUUCUGGGGCAGAGACCACUCCAGCUACAACCUUUUCAUCUGGUGCUUCUGAAGGAACAGCCUCUCUCCCAGUCCUCUCUGGGACUGAGACCAGCACCGCCAUUCUAACUGUAACCCCUUCCCCUGCUUUAGCGAACACCACAGGCUUAGGGGCUUCCAUCUCUUCAGCAGAAUCCACUCUGACUGUGUCCCCUAGUGUUCCUGGGUUGCCCAGUGCUCCUACAACCAGUAAACCUGGCAAUGCAACUUCACAGAGCCUAGAAACCUCAGCAUCUGACACUACAGUUAGACUUCCCAAUUUUGCCAGUGAUGUAAUGACCUUGACACCAUCAGAGUCCUCAGCAAGCCCACUCACUGACCUGGAAACUACAAGUGAGACUUCUCAUUUAGCUAUCACGAGUUCAAGACCCACUGGCUCUAAGACCACAACUACUCUACAUGCAAGUUCUUAUGCCCCUCUGACCACAUCUAAAAUGUCCACAUGGUCCUCUGAGACUGUGACUUCAGGACCAGGUACAACCCCAUCUCUGGGACACUUCACCCUCAACUUCACUAUAACCAACCUGCGCCAUAGAGAGGGCAUGGGAUCCCAAGGAUCUGAAAUAUUCAACAGCACAGAGAGAAUCUUGAAUCGAUUGCUCAAGCCCAUGUUCGAGAAUACCAGUAUCGGGCACCUUUACUCUGGUUGUAGACUGAUCUUGCUGAGGCCUGAGAAAGAUGGAACAGCCACUGGAGUGGAUGCUGUCUGCACUCACCAUUCUGAUCCCACGGGCCUUACACUGGACAGAGAGAAGCUGUACUGGGAAUUUAGUCAUAAUACCCAUGGUGUCACCAAGCUGGGAUCCUUUGCUUUAGAAAAGGACAGUCUGUACAUCAAUGAUUUUACACAUCGAACCUCUGCUUCCACUCCCAACACGCCUGUGACCUCUUCUCUGUUUUUCACAGGGACCUUCACCGAACACCCUAACCUGUCUACAGUGGCCACGCCUGUGAUUGACCAGUUCACCCUCAACUUCACCAUCACUAACCUGGAGUUCAAGGAAUACAUGCUGUACCACGGCUCCAGGAAAUUCAACACUCUGGAGCGAGUCCUCCAGCACCUGCUCAAACCCCUGUUCAAGACCAGCAGUCUGGGACCCCUCUAUUCAGGCUGUGCACUGGUGGCACUCCGGUCUAAGAAGGAUGGAACAGCCACCAAAGUGGAUGCCAUCUGCACAUAUCACCCUGACCCCAAAGGCCACAGAUUGAACAGGGAGCAGCUAUACUGGGAGCUGAGUAGGUUGACUCAUAGUGUCACCAGACUGGAUCCCUACACCCUGGACAGGGACAGUCUCUAUGUCAAUGGUUUCACCCAUCAGAGCUCUGCACUUAUCACCAGCACUGAGUAUUCAACAGAUGUUCCAGUGACUCCCCAUCUUACACCAACUCCUGGGACUACCACAGUAAACCUGGGAACCUCUGAGGCUCACUCCUUCCCCAGAACCACAGUGUUAACAGAAGUGGUGUUAUUCACAGUGUUGAUAGAAGUAAUCAUGUUGAUGAUAUUAAUGAUUAUAGUGGUGGUGGUAAAAGUGUUAAUAAUUGUGACAGUGAUGAUUGUUAAUGAUGAUGGUGAUGAUCCUAUUACUGCUGAUGAUGUUGACAAUGAUGAUGGUAAUGAAGAUGAUGGUGUUGGUAGUGAUAAUGUUAAUAAUGGUGGUGGUAGUGAUGCUAACAAUGGUGAUAUUAAAGACAAAGUUAAUGGUGUUGGUAGUAAUGGUGUUGAUGAUAUUGAUGAAGAUACCUUGACCCAUUCCCUGGUGCCUUUUACCCUCAACUUCACCAUCACAAAUCUACACUACACACCAGUUAUGAAACACUCCGGAUCCUUAAAGUUCAACAAAACGGAGAUAGUCCUGCAGCACCUGCUUGCUGCUGUGUUCAAGAAUACCACCAUUGGUCCAUUGUACUCUGGGUGCCAGCUGACCUUGCUCACGCCUGAGAAGGAUGGAUCAGCCACUGGAGUGAACAUGAUCUGUACCCAUCAAUCUGAGCCCACAGGCAUGGGGCUAGACCCAAAGCAGCUCUACUGGGAGCUGAGUCGUGAGACCCAUGGAAUCACCCAGCUAGACUUUAUGACCCUGGACAAGAGCAGCCUUUAUGUCAAUGGUUAUAACCAUUGGUUCCUGACCUCAACCACUAGCAAGGAAGCAGCAGCUCAGUGUGUCUUUCUCCUACUCCCCACUGUAGUGCCGGUCUCUCCUCUGGUGCCUUUCACCAUCAACUUCACCAUCACUAACCUCAAGUAUGAGGACAGCAUGCGUCACCCUGGGUCCUGGAAGUUCAAUGCCACUGAGAGAAUCCUACAGAGACUGCUCUGGCCUUUGUUCAAUAAGACGAGUAUUAGUCUCCUGUAUUCUGGCUGCAGACUGAUCUCACUCAGGCCUGAGAAAGACAAAGCAGCCACAGGAGUAGAUGCUAUCUGUACUCACCAUCCAAACCCCACUGGAUCUGAGCUGGACAAUGAGCAGGUGUACUGGGAACUGAGUGAGCUGACCAAUGAUAUCAGUGAGCUGGGCUCUUACAUCUUAGACCACAACAGCCUUUACAUCAACGGUUAUACACAUCAGAUCCUGUCCACCACAUCCAUGACAGCAGGCCCUGUCCUGGUACAUUUUACUAUCAACUUCACCAUAAUUAACUUGGCAUUUGAGGAGGACAUGAGUCGCCCUGGAUCCAGAAAGUUCAAUAUCACUGAGAGAAUCCUGCAGAGUCUGCUGAGGCCCUUGUUCGAAAAGUCCAGUGUGGGUUCCCUGUAUUCUAGCUGCGUACUGACCUCACUCAGAUCUGAAAAUGAUGGUACAGGCACAGGAGUGGAUGCUGUCUGCACUUACCAUUCUGACCCCACUGGCCCGGGACUGAACAGAAAGACGAUGUAUUGGGAGUUCAGCAGGCUGACCUAUGGUGUCAGCAGACUGGGUCCUUACACUCUGGACAAGAACAGUCUCUAUGUCGAUGGUUACACACAUCAAAUCCUGUCUACCACCACCAGAACUUCUAUGAUGACCACUGCUUCUAUGGAGAUGACUGCCAACUCUCCCAGCCCUACAGUAAGUCUCCUUCCAGUGCCUUUUACCAUCAACUUUACUGUCAUUAAUCUGGAGUAUGUGGAGGACAUGGGUCACCCAGGAUCCAGGAAAUUCAAUGCCACUGAGAGAAUCCUGCAGAGACUGCUCAGGGCAUUGAUCGGUAAAACCAGUGUUGGCCCACUGUACACUGGAUGCAGACUGACAUUGCUCAGGCCUGAGAACAAGGGAACAGCCACGGGAGUAGAUGCCAUCUGCACCUACCACCCCAACACCUCUAAUCAACAGCUGAAUAGAGAACAUCUGUACUGGGAGCUGAAAAGAUUGAAUGAUGGCAUCAUGCAGUUAGGACCUUACACCCUGGACCAGGACAGUCUCUAUGUCAAUGGUUAUACACAGCACAUUCUGGCCACCACCCACAGAACAUCAGUAAUGGCCACUGUUUCUGAAGAAAUGCCAAACAUUUCCUCCACUCCCACAGCAGCAGGCCCUGUCCAGUUGCUUUUCAGCAUCAACUUCACCAUCAUUAACCUGGAGUUUGAGGAGGACAUGAGUCACCCUGGAUCCAGGAAGUUCAAUAUCACUGAGAGAACCCUGCAGAGCCUGCUCAGGCCCUUGUUCAAAAAAAUCAGUGUUGGUCCAUUGUAUUCUGGCUGCAGACUGACCUUGCUCAGGUCUGAGAACAAUGGAGCAGCAACAGGGGUGGAUGCCGCCUGUACCUACCACCUAGACUCUGCUGGCCACAGGCUGGAAAAUGAGCAGAUAUACGGGGAGCUGAGCAGUCUGACCAAGGGGGUCACUGAACUAGGCCCAUACAUCCUGGACCGGCACAGUCUCUAUGUCAAUGGUUACACCCACCAGAUCCUGACUACCACCCCCAGAACUUCAAGCUCUGCUCUGCUGCUGUAUACUCUUAACUUCACCAUCACCAACCUACCCUACACGAAAGACAUGUGGGGCCCAGGAUAUGCCAAGUUCAACAAAAUGGAGAAAAUCUUGCAGCUUCUGCUCAGACCUUUGUUCCAAAACACCAGUAUUGGCCUACUGUAUUCUGGUUGCAGACUGACCUCACUCAGGCCAAAGAAGAAUGGAGAGGCUACCAAAGUAGACAUGGUUUGCACUUACCACCAAUAUUCCACAGGCACUGAUCUGGACAGGGAGCAACUAUACUCAGAACUAAAAGAGCUCACCCACAGCAUCACUCAACUGGGUCACUAUACCCUGGACCAGAAUAGUCUCUAUGUCAAUGGUUACACACACCAGAUCGCAGUAACCAGCACCAGCACUAUACAAUCACCUUUGUUAUUAUUUACCCUCAACUUCACCAUCACCAACCUAUUUUAUGAGGAGGACAUGCAGCCCCCAGACUCCAAGAAGUUUAACACCACAGAGAGGAUCCUGCAGAGCCUACUUGAGUCCUUGUUCAGAAACACCAGCAUAGGCCCUUUGUAUGCUGACUGCAGACUGACUUUGCUCAGUCCCAGGAAGGAUGGAGAAGCCACUGGAGUGGACACAGUUUGCACCUAUCACCCUGACCACAUAGGUCAGGGCCUGGCCAGAGAGCAAUUGUACUUGGAGCUGAGCAAGCUGACCUAUGGUGUCACUCAGCUGGGCCCCUACAAUCUGGAUCAGGACAGUCUCUAUGUUAAUGCUUAUACCCACCAGAGCUUAGUUACUACCCCAGCAGUGAGUUAUACCCAUCCAGCCUCAGAUACCAUCCUUAACAACAAUGGUACUGUCAUGGUACCCAUAACUCUCAACUUCACCAUCACCAACUUGCACUAUACAGAGGAGAUGGGAAAUCCAGGUUCCUUGAAGUUCAACUCCACUAAGCGGGUCUUACAUUAUUGGCUUGAGACCUUGCUCAAUAAGACCAGCAUUGCCCCACACUAUUCUGGAUGCAGAUUGUCUUCACUCAGGUCUGACAACUAUGGAGCAGCCACAGGAGUGGACAUAAUCUGUACCUUCCACUCUGACACCAUGAGACCUGGGUUAGACCGAGAUCAGCUAUUUUGGGAGUUGAGUCAUGAGACCCAUGGCAUCACCCGUCUGGGCCCCUACACCCUGGACCAGAACAGUCUCUACAUCAGUGGUUACCAUUUUGGAGCUGCAGCCCCAGCAACCACCACUGGGGAAGUCAGUGAGGAGAUGUUCACAGUGAACUUCACCAUCAACAACCUGCGCUACUCAGCUGACAUGGGCCAGGUUGGCUCCCCCAAGUUCAACAUCACGGAUACACUCAUGCAGCACCUGCUCCGCCCUUUGUUUCAGAGGAGCAGCCUUGGCCCCCUAUACACAGGCUGUAGAGUAGCCACUCUGAGGUCAGUGAAGAAUGGUGCCCAGACCCAGGUAGAUGUCCUUUGCACCUACCACCGGGUUCCCACUGGUCUGGGACUGCCUGCCAAAUCAGUUUUCUAUGACCUAAGCUGGCAGACCCGUGGAAUCACCCGGCUGGGUCCUUACUCCCUGGAUAAAGACACCCUUUACAUCAAUGGUUACAAUGAACCUGGUCCAGAUGUACCUCCGACAACUCCAGAACCAGCCACCACCAUCUUGCCCUCCCCAUCGACAUCUCUACAGCCAGAGUCCAAUACAGCUAUGUGGCACCACCUGGAAACCUUCACAAUCAACUUCACCAUCUCCAACCUUCCAUAUUCAACAGACAUGAUCAGUGGCUCAGCCAUGUUCAACUCCACUGAGAAUGUCCUACAGCACCUGCUUGGGCCCUUGUUCCAGAAUAGCUCCUUUAACUCAAGUUGCAGACUGACCUCCCUCAGUCCUGAGAAGAAUGGGACAUUCACAAGUGUGGUUACCAUCUGCACCUACCAGCAUGACUCUGCACAUCCUGGAAUGGAUACACAGGAUCUGUACUCAGAACUGAGCCACCUGAGCCAUGGAGUCACCCAACUGGGAAACUACACACUGGAGAAGCAUAGCCUCUAUGUGAAUGGUUAUAAUGAACUUGGUCCAGACAUACUUACUACAACUCCUGAGCCAAGCACCACCAUCCCGUCUUUUACACUGACAUCUGUGCAGCCAGAAUCCACCACAGCUGUGGAGCAUCAUCUGAAGACUUUCACAAUCAAUUUUACCAUCUCUAAUCUUCCAUAUUCAGAAGAUAUGAGCUAUAGUUCAGUCAUGUUCAAUUCCACUGAGAGUGUUCUACAGCACUUGCUUAGACCCUUGUUCCAGAAUAUAUUCUUCAACUCAAGCUGCAGACUGACCUCCCUCAGACCUGAGAAGAAUCAAAACUCCACUAGUGUAAAUGUCAUUUGCUCCUACCAACAUGAUUCUGCACAUCCUGGGCUGCACACACAGGAGAUAUAUUCAGAGCUGAGUCAUCUGACCCAUGGAGUCACUCAGCUGGGCAAUUAUACAUUGGAUGAAAACAGUCUCUAUGUGAAUGGUUACAGUGGAACUGGUACAGAAGAAUCAACCAUGAAUCUUGAAUUGACCACUACCAUACUACCUUCUCCAUCAAUAUCUGUGCAAACAGAAUCUACCACAGCUGUGGGGCAUCAUAUGAAGACUGUCACAGUGAGUUUCAUCAUUUCCAACCUUCCAUAUUCAGCAAGUAUGAACAAUGGCUCAGCUCUGUUCAAUUCCACUGAGACUCUCCUGAAGAACCUGUUGGAAGCCUUGCUCCAUAAUGUUUUUUUCAACUCAAGUUGCACACUAGAUUCCCUCAGGGCUGAGAAGAAUGGAACAGCCACUGGUGUGGAUGCUAUCUGCACCUACCACCAUGACCCUUCACUUCCUGGGAUGGAUACCCAGGGAUUGUACUCAAAACUGAGCAACAUGACACAUGGAAUAACCCAUCUGAGCAACUAUACACUGGACAAAGAGAGUCUAUAUGUCAAUGGUUAUAAUAAACCUGCUCCAGAAGAACAUCCUACAACUCCUGAGACAUCCACCACUCUCCUACCAUCCACAUCUACAUCUCUGCAGCCAGAACCUUACACAGCUAUGGGGCAUCAUCUGGAGAUCCUAACAAUCAACUUCACCAUAACCAAUCUUCCAUAUUCAUCAAAUAUGAGCAAUGGCUCAGCUGUGUUAAGCUCAACUGAGAGUGUCCUGCAGUACCUGCUUGGACACUUGUUCCAAAAUGGAUCCUUCAACUCAACCUGCAGAUUGGAUUCCCUCAGGCCUAAGAAGAAUGGAACAGCCACUGGUGUGGAUGCCAUCUGCACCUACCACCAUGACCCUUCACAUCCUGGGAUGGACAUCCAAGGACUGUACUCAGAACUGAAAAAUCUAACCCAGGGAAUCACCCAGCUGGGCAACUACUCACUGGACAAGGACAGUUUAUAUGUCAAUGGUUACAAUGAACAUGGUACAGAAGGACUUCCUACAACUCCUGGGUCACCCACCACCAUCCUGGCUUCUCCGUCAAAAUCUGUGCAGCCAGAACCCACAACAGCCAUGGGGCAUUUGAAGACUUUCACACUCAAUUUCACUAUCUCCAACCUCCCAUACUCAGCAGGCAUGAGCUCAGCCAUGUUUAAUUCCACUGAGAGGAUCCUGCAGCACCUGCUUGGAACCUUGGUCCAGAAUGAAUCCCUCUAUUCAGAUUGCAGACUGGUUUCCCUCAGGCCUAAGAAGAAUGGAACAGCCACUGGUGUGAAUGCUAUCUGCUCCUAUCACCAUAACCCAGCAUAUCCUGAACUUGACACUCAGGGGCUUUAUACAAAGCUGAGUCAGCUGACUCAUGGCAUCACCCAGCUGGGUAGCUACAUGCUGGACCAGAAUAGUCUCUAUGUCAAUGGUUACACUCACCAGAUUACAAGAACUACCCCUAGUGGCUAUGUGCUCCAGAAUGUAACCAUAAAGGGCAAGUACCAGAUAAACUUUCGAAUCAUCAACUGGGACCUUAGCAACACAGACCCAACAUCUUCAGAGUAUGUCACUCUAGAGAGGGACAUUGAAGAUAAGGUCACCACACUCUACACAGGCAGCCAGCUACAAGAAGUAUUCCAGUCUUGCCUGGUCACCAACUUGACGUCGGGCUCCAUAAUGGUCACUAUCGAGGCAUUGUUCUCCUCUUAUCUUGACCCCAACCUUGUGAAGCAAGUCUUUUUAAAUAAGACAUUGAAUGCCUCCUCCCACUGGCUGGGUGCCACCUACCAACUGACAGAUCUGCAUGUGAUAGACAUGAAGCCACCCAUUCUUCUGCCAACAGAAGUCCCAACAACCAGUUCCAGCUCUCAGCAUUUCAACCUGAACUUCACCAUCACCAACCUACCCUAUUCCCAAGACAUAGCCCAGCCAGGGACCAGCAAACACGAGCAAAACAAAAGAAGUAUUGAAUAUGCGCUCAACCAGCUUUUCAGAAACAGCAGCAUCAAGAGUUACUUUUCCGACUGUCAAGUUUUAGCCUUCAGGUCUGUCUCCAACAGCAACCACACAGGAGUUGAUUCCCUGUGUAACUUCUCACCAUUGGCUCGGCGGGUGGACCGAGUUGCUAUUUAUGAGGAAUUCCUUCGAAUGACACAAAAUGGCACCCAGUUGCUGAACUUCACCCUGGACAGGAAGAGUGUCCUUGUCGAUGGAUAUUCUUCAAACAGGGAGGAUGAUGUGAUAAAGAAUUCUGGUCUUCCCUUCUGGGCCAUCAUUCUCAUCUGCUUGGCGGUACUACUGGUACUCAUCACAUGCCUGAUGUGCUGUUUCCUGGUGACUGUCUGCAGAAGAAAAAAGGAGGGAGACUACCAGGUUCAACGUCACCGCCUAGGUUACUACCUGCCUCACCUAGACCUGAGGAAGUUCCCAUGACUCCACCUACCUUUUCCCUAGCAGAAUCCAAAGAAUAAAUAAACCACAUUGGCCAGACUCAGCA
Peromyscus leucopus (white-footed mouse) is the source of this 26695-nucleotide messenger RNA. It is a transcript of the gene Muc16, whose product is annotated as mucin 16, cell surface associated. NCBI's taxonomy places the organism in Eukaryota, Metazoa, Chordata, Mammalia, Rodentia, Cricetidae. The record is from RefSeq and is a predicted model, not a curated record.